AAGGAAAAGGUAUAAAGCAGUCGGCCGUUCGUCGCUCUCCGCCACGACAAGGCUGUUUGCGUUCCUUUUCAUAGUGGAUAUUUCGUUAUAAUACAGGACAUGAGUGACAGCGAGGAGAGCCUGAAGGGGGAGGCGGUCCCGGAGGAGCAGGUGGAGACGCUGGAGGUGCCACGGGAGGACGUGAAGGAGGCCAAGGCAGUGCCAGUGUCCAGCCGCGUCCUCAGGAGGAUGGACGAAUUCAGAGCCGGAGGAAGCUACCGAAUGUGGUGGACUGUGUUCUGGGUGUUCGUGGCGGCCGCCGUGGGGUCGAGGCUGCACUUCAUCACAGUGCCUUACAAAGUCGUGUGGGACGAGGCGCACUUCGGCAAGAUGGUCAGCUGGUAUAUCAACAGAACCUUCUUCUUCGAUGUCCAUCCCGUGGGAGGCAAGCUGCUCCUGACGCUGUUCGGCUACCUGGGGGGCUACAACGGCACGCACUCCUUCGAGUCGCCUGACAAGCCCUAUGACGGCUACGAUGGAAUCAUGGCCAUGCGGGUGGGAUGUGCUUUGAUGGGCGCUGCGUUGGUGCCCCUGGGAUUCCACAUCGUUUGGACGCUCACCAAGUCCCUCCCGGCGUCGACCUUCGCUGCCGGCCUCAUCACCUUCGAGGUUGGCACGAUUACGCUCAGUAAGUUCAUUCUGCUGGACCCGCUGCUGCUGUUCUUCAUCAUGGCUUCUUUUCAUGGCCUCACCUUCAUGCACGAAGCAGCUGAUAGGUCCUUUUCGAAGCAGUGGUGGUUCGCCUACCUUUACACAGGCGCAAUGCUGGGUUGCGUAAUGAGUGUCAAGUUUGUAGGCCUCUUUAUCGUUCUAGUUGUAGGCCUAUAUGCGGCCCUCGACCUCUGGCAGAAACUGGGAGAGCUGGAUAGGCCUUUGCUAAGCGUAGCAGCACAUUUUAUGGCUCGGGUUUUGACGUUGAUAUUGUUACCUGCCGCAAUCUACAUCAGCGUUUUCUUCAUCCAUGAUCAGCUGCUCUUUAAAGCAAAAACUCUUCACGCGGCGGACGAGGGAACUUUCAGUCCAGGUUUCCAGAUGAGGCUGAAGACGAACUUUCUGAACAACAUAACGCAGCCCAAACAGUUGGCUUUCGGCAACGUUAUCACCCUCCGGAACGCCAAUUUGGCCGGCAUCUACUUACACAGCCACAAUGCUACUUACCCACAAGAGAAAGUGGGGAAGAAUAAGCAGCAACUUACGGGCUUCGGUGCCAAAGAUGUCAAUAAUUACUUCAAGGUUCUGUUCCCCGAAGAGGACCCCGAUCUGGAGAAUAGUUUCUAUGAUGGUUUACCCGAGUAUGUGAUGAACGGCGACUGGGUGCGGCUCUACCACUUGACCACGGGCUCCUUGGUCUCCUGCGAUAGGAACAUGUCUCUCGUGACCAGGAAGCACCAUCUUGCUUAUGCUAAAGCUUACAAUCUAACUGAUCCUGUCGUAGCUGCUAAGAUUAACAAAGCUUUUGACGAAGAUCCAGAAGCAUCCGUUUCCAAUCCUAAUGUGACCAUGUGGCAGCUCUGGUCAGUGCACAUCGUCGGGGGGAAGCCAGGGGAGGCCGUGAAGGUGCUCGAUUCACGCGUCAAGUUCAUCUGCCUCCCACUGACCUGUGCUCUCACCUGGAGUCGCGAGAAGCUCCCUUUAAAGUGGGGCUUCAACCAACAGGAGAUAACGUGUUCCAAAAACGUUAUGGACGAACAUACCAAUUGGAUGGUAGAACAUAAUAUGAACCCGUACCUAAAAAACGAAAGCUUUUCCCACCUUGAGAGCGGCUUCUUUUCGAGAAUGAUCGAGACCCACAGAGUCAUGACCUUCAUCAACGCUCGCCUGAAACCAGAAGGCGAAGACCGUUACAAUUCUCACCGGCCGUGGAUGUGGCCCUUCUGCCUCAAGUCUCAAGUAUGGUUUGAUGUUUACUUCCGCAUCGUGCUGCUGGGAAAUCCUAUAAUUUUCUGGAUUAAUUUGGUGUUCCUGGUGAUUGUCCCCGGGCUCAUUAUUGCUCACUACUACCGGCUGAAGCGAGGUCACACUGACAGGCCGCAGGUCAGAGAACAAAAAGAGAGGAUGAUCUUUGCCUGCAAGUGGCUCUUCCUGGCCUACCUGUUCCACUACAUCCCCUUCUACACCAUGGAUCGCAUUCUUUACUACCAUCACUACUUCCCUGCCCUCCAGUUCUCCUCCAUGCUAACAGCUGUAGUAUUUGGUUACCUCCUUGAAUCACUGGACACUUGGCUGCCUGUAAGGAAAGUACGCCUGGCUUUCCACUGGGCCACUGGAGUCUUCUUUGCCAUCGUGCUCUACAGCUUCCACUUGUACUGUUACGUCGGAUAUGGACACCCAACUGUCAGUGGCUUCAACCCAGACAAUUCCACUUUCAAAAAUAUUAGAUUCUUUGAUUCUUGGGAAAUUUAGGAAAGAAGAUACCAUCCUGUAUCUAAGAGUUGUUGAAUAUUUAGGUCCUGUUGUUAUUGUAUGCUUUCUUUAAAUAUUCAAUAUAAUUUAUAUUUAGUUAAAAGUAUAAGCCUUGUUACAUAGUGAUAAAAGGGCAUUUAAUAAUUAUAUGUACAUGUGGGAUUUUUAUUUUACUUAUGUUGCCAUAUAAUUGCCAAGACUAACUUUGACUAUAUGAAAUAAAUGUGAUAUUUU
Molecule: messenger RNA, 2676 nt
Organism: Penaeus chinensis
Lineage: Eukaryota; Metazoa; Arthropoda; Malacostraca; Decapoda; Penaeidae
Product: protein O-mannosyl-transferase 2-like
Exons: 20
Coding region: 100-2442 (780 amino acids)
Biological process (GO): protein O-linked glycosylation via mannose
Cellular component (GO): endoplasmic reticulum; membrane
Molecular function (GO): dolichyl-phosphate-mannose-protein mannosyltransferase activity
Source: RefSeq, a predicted model, not a curated record